UUCACAUUCACACCAAUUGGGACAUGUUCACAAUGCACUCCCUAGAGCUUCUUUUGCUUUUGCUGUGCUUACUUCUUUACCUACUGUAUCUAAUUCUAUGCGAGUUCCGGCUAUCUCGUAAGUUUUCCGGCCACGGCCCACCAACAUACCCCAUCAUCGGAUGCCUAGUCUCCUUCUGCAAGAAUCGCCACCGUCUGCUGGACUGGUACACCGAUCUCCUCUCCGAAUCAGCAACCCAGACAAUCAUGAUACGCCGGUUGGGAGCUGGUCGGGUCAUCGUCACAGCCAACCCCGAAAACGUCGAAUACAUGCUCACCACAAACUUCAACAACUUCCCCAAAGGGAAGGCCUUCACGGAAGUUCUCGGUGACUAUCUCGGCUGCGGCAUCUUCAAUGUGGACGGAGAGCUUUGGCACACCCAGCGCAAGUUAGUCAGCCAAGAUUUCAGUGCUACGUCUUUACGUGAAUAUGUGGUGAAUACAUUGCAAGAAGAGGUGCAAAACAAGCUGUUGCCGGUGCUAGGAUCGUUGGCGGCGGAGACGGACAAGGUGGUGGACUUGCAAGAGCUGCUGCGGAGACUAACAUUCGAUAUUGUUUGUAAAGUCUCGUUAGGGAUUGAUCCUUGUUGCCUAGAUCCAUUUCUAUCAGUUUCAUCACUCGCCAGAGCUUUCGACGUGGCCUCGGAUAUAUCUGCCAAGCGAGCAGCAGCUCCUGUUUACGCGACGUGGAAGGUAAAGAGAAUGCUCGGAGUUGGAUCGGAGAGAAGACUUAAAGAAGCCAUUGAAGAAAUUCAUGCAUUUGUGAUGAAGAUAAUUUUCGAGAAGAAAAAGAAGAUCAAUGCAGGAGGAGGGAGUACUCUCUGUGAAGAAGAUCUUCUGUCCCGGAUGAUAUUAGCCGGCCACGAUGAGGAGGUGAUAAGAGACAUGACGAUAAGCUUCGUCAUGGCGGGAAGGGACACUACCUCGGCGGCAAUGACUUGGCUCUUCUGGUUGCUUUCGCGUAACCCUAAUGUAGAACAAGAGGUGAUUGAAGAGCUAGGGUUUGUGAAGGAUGAGAGUUUAUCAAAUUAUGAAGAACUGAAGAGCAUGACAUUGUUGAAAGCGUGCCUUUGCGAAUCCAUGAGGCUCUACCCACCGGUUGCAUGGGACUCGAAGCACGCCGACACAGACGACUUGUUGCCUGACGGUACACCAGUCCGAGCCGGAGAUAGGGUGACUUACUUCCCUUACGGAAUGGGGAGAAUGAAGGAGCUGUGGGGUGAUGACCGGUUCGAGUUUAAACCGGAAAGAUGGAUUCUCAAACCGGACAGAGAGGGAAGGAGAGCAUUAAAAAAGGUAUGUCCAUACAAUUUUCCCAUUUUUCAAGCCGGUCCAAGAGUAUGCCUUGGAAAAGAACUGGCUUUCACUCAAAUGACAUACGUUGUAGCUUCAAUACUUAAUCGGUUCAAGAUUAGACCGGCCGGUUCGCAUCAGCCAGUGUUUGUGCCACUCUUGACUGCUCACAUGGCCGGUGGUUUCCAGGUUUUUGUCCACAAGAGACAAACCUGUGGAAGGUAGCUAGCUAGCCAGACAAAUGCAUAAAAUUAUUGCGAGUCAACCCUUCUGAACCAUUUCUGUUGGACGGUGCAUAUGUUUCCAUUAUUCCAUAUUUUAAUUGGGAUUAUUAAAGUUGUUCUAAGUUUUUUA
Messenger RNA from Cornus florida, 1685 nucleotides. Its product is annotated as cytochrome P450 94B3-like. Bases 24 to 1556 code for a protein of 510 amino acids. The transcript has a single exon. NCBI's taxonomy places the organism in Eukaryota, Viridiplantae, Streptophyta, Magnoliopsida, Cornales, Cornaceae. The record is from RefSeq and is a predicted model, not a curated record. Gene Ontology annotation, molecular function: heme binding; iron ion binding; monooxygenase activity.